This is a messenger RNA of Dovyalis caffra, 2709 nucleotides long. The record is from the annotation of a GenBank genome assembly. Lineage: Eukaryota; Viridiplantae; Streptophyta; Magnoliopsida; Malpighiales; Salicaceae.
AUGAAGGCGCAUUCCCAAAUGAAAGCUAGAGGAUCCUCGAGGGUUCAUGCGCAGCAAGUAGUUUUUGAGCUUAAGCAAAAGGUGGUUCUUGCAUUGAACAAGCUUGCGGAUCGAGAUACUUGUCAAAUUGGUGUUGAUGAGCUUCAGAAAAUGGCGGAAUGUUUAACCCCAGAUGGGGUUGCUCCGUUUCUUUCGUGUAUUUUGGAUACCGAUAAGGAGCAGAAGAGUGCGGUUAGGAAGGAGUGUGUUAGGUUGAUUGGUACUUUGGUGAGUUUUCAUGAGGGUUUUGUGGGACCCCAUUUGAGUAAGAUGGUUGCUAGUGUUGUUAAGAGGCUUAAGGAUCCGGAUUCGGUCGUGAGGGAUGCUUGUGUGGAGACGAUGGGUGUUUUGGCUUCUAAGUUGAGUAAUCAUGGGGAUGAGGGAGAUGGGGUUUUUGUUAUGUUGGUCAAACCGCUUUUUGAAGCUUUGGGUGAACAGAAUAAGCAGGUGCAGUCGGGUUCUGCGUUGUGCUUGGCAAGGGUCAUUGAUAAUUCUCAUGAUCCUCCAGUUUCUAUUCUGCAGCGAAUGUUGGCUCGGACGAUGAAGUUGCUCAAGAAUCCACAUUUCAUGGCAAAACCAGCAGUAAUUGAGUUGAACAGAAGUAUCAUUCAGGCUGGAGGUGCUCCAUCUCAAAAUAUUCUAUCUGCUGCAAUGGCUAGUUUCCAAGAAGCUCUCAAAAAUAGUGAUUGGACAACACGGAAAGCAGCUUCUGUAGCACUGGGAGAAAUUGCUUCAAGUGGUGCAUCCUGCUUUGGAACUUUCAGGGCUUCCUGCAUCCGAUCUCUUGAAUCAUGCCGAUUUGACAAGGUGAAACCAGUUAGGGACACAGUACAGCAUGCACUUCAGUACUGGAAAAGUCUUCCAGGGUCUGAUACCCCUGAACCUUCUGAAACUGGAUCUUCUAUAAAAGAAAACUUUUAUGGAGGUGACUACAGUGAUGUCACAAGUGCCAGUGAUGUUGUGCGGAAGGAUGCCACACUGAGUAGAGUAGUUUCAGACUCGAAUAAAAGAAGGAUUCCUUUGUCAGCUACGAAAUUAUGUCAAAAUUAUGUGGACUCUCAUCAUCCCAAAGCAGAGGAUUGGCAUAUUGAAAUUGCUGUCCCAAAAAAGAAUAACAUUUCUUUGGCAGAUCUUCAAAAUGAGGAAUCAGAGGGUAGUUCCAUUACCAAAACUGUAGAAAGGAUGAGUGCCGGUGUACUGAGUCCUCCGGAUGUUAGAUGUGAAUAUUUGCCAAUGGAUGACAAGCAAGACUCUUCAUCUGUGUCCAACAUAGUUGCUGACAACUUCGAGACCAAGUUUGUCACAGUUUCUCAUGGCUUGCUUGAGAAUGGCAGUUCAUUCAAGUCAAGGGGUCGGAAUCAGCAGUUUGCAUCUGAAGGGAUAAACAGUGAGGAACAAAUAUACUCUGCACAGAUGCGAGAUCGUAGGAGUCUUGACUCUACAGUUACAGAGAACAGUUUCCAAACAUUGCAUGGAUGUUGUUCCCAGGUAGCCAGUGAAAUGGCUUGCAUUCGGAAGCAACUUUUGGAGCUGGAAAACAAGCAGUCGAAUUUAAUGGAGCUGCUACAGGUGUUUUCAACAGGUGUGAUGGAUAACUUGUCUAUAUUACAGUCUAAAGUGUCUGGUUUAGAACAUGAAGUAGAUAGAAUAACUCAAGUUCUCAUGCAAGAAGCGAGACGUUCUGAUUCAGCUAUCUCUAGGCUUAUGAAGCAGAAUCAAAGUGUUUCUUCUCCCAGACUUUCAACAUACACUCCUAGGCCAUCUGUAGAUAUUCGCAAUAGACAACCUUCUUUGCUUUCUACAAAGAAUUCUGAUAUAUGGGAGGAAAAAACAUUCAGCAGAAGCAGACCAAUUAACUCUGCUAAACAUGGGACAGAGAUGUGGACUAAUCCCUCUGUAAAGACUAGUAGGAAUGCUAUAGGAAAGGACAUGCUGAAACGCUCUGGGCAGGGGGCACAAAGCAUGGGUCAGACACGAAAAGUUGAAUCUGUCUUUGCUUCAAUCUCAAGUCCCAAUUCUAGACAAAGCGGUCCAGAGAGCAAAAAUUGCACAUGGCAAUGUGUGAGAGGUUUCCUAUGUGAAGGCGACCUGGAGUCUGCUUAUGAGGAAGCUCUUUGUUCUGGUGAUGAACUUGUUCUGAUUGAGCUUAUUGAUAGGACUGGUCCUGUACUGGACAGUUUGUCUCCCAAGACUGCUGGUGAUGUUCUUAGCACUUUGGCUUCGUACUUUUUGGAGCAUCAGUUUACGAACUCAAUUAUCCCUUGGUUGCAGCAGGUGGUAGACUUGAGUGCAAUCAAUGGACCUGAUUAUCUUGUUCUCUCUGCAAAAACAAGAAGAGAAUUCUUUUGUGCGAUCCAGGAGGCUGUAAAUAUGGAAUUUUCCAAUCCAGCUGAGAGAAGAUCUAUCUCUCAACUUGCCAUGAAGUUGCGUCAACUAUGGGCACUUCUCACUUGUGGUGACCAAAAUGGUAUAGCACCUGCAAUGGAAGAGUUCCUGAUAGUUUUAGCCCCAUCUGAAGCAUGGUUUCCAAUCCAUUUGCUGCUUGGACGUUGGGAUUCAUCCAGAUUUGAUGCUGGUUGUUGCACUGCGAUGUUUUCUCGUAUGAGUAGUUUGCUAGUUGUUAAUGCUCUUGACUGCUGUUCUAAAAACAGAAAGAAGCAGGGAUUGUAG